UCCCGACAGCUUCAUGUGAAUUCAGUAUCUGCCUGAAUUGGCUGUGCAAAUAAACUUAGGCAAAGCUUUGACAACUUUCACUGACUGAUUUAAAUAUAAAACAGCAAAUGCCAAGAAAAUUGAAGAGUGCAACUGAGGUCUUAUUGAAAAUCUAAAGGAGGGAAAGUAUGUGCUGUUGCAAGUCUAGACAAGGUUAAAGGUGUUCUCUUUCUGAACAAGGAGGGUUGCUUCAUUUGGUACCGCUAACUGGAAAUUAAGUCAUCACAGCAAGGGAAGCGCUGUACUUCAUUGAGCCCAUUGGUUGCUCUUCUUCCUUUGUGGUUCUGUUUGCACUAUGUGGAGAUUUCAGAUUUACUUUUGGAUUCUACCAGUGUUUACACCCAGCUGUGGAUCUCAAUCUGGCCAGGAUUAUUAUGAGUACUAUAAGGAAGGGGAAGAAACUGAGGGUCAGUUAGGCAGUGAUCUGGUGGAACAGCUGCAGUUUCCCUCGAGUCUGGACGAGCUGCUGGACCUCCUAUACCCAGAGUAUCGUCUCCUCCAGCAGUGCCUGCACAGGAAGGCUGCUCUUAUACCCCACGAACCCGAGCACGAAGAGGCAGCUUGGGGCUAUGUGAAGGAGGCCCCGCUGUAUGCAGGAGGGAUGACUGAGGAGAGCUUACGAAGUAUCAUGCUGGAAUAUGAAAAGACACAAUGCACUCCUAGAGAAGUGUGCCUGGACAUCACCAAGGAGUUCCCUGAGAGCACAGUUCACUUCUAUAAGCCAUCAUGUGUGUCCGUGCAUCGCUGUGGAGGCUGCUGCAACCACGAGGGCUGGCACUGUACCAACAGCAGCCACAACUACAGCAGCAAAACACUUCUUGAGUUCUCAGUUCCUCCGUCUGGACACCCUGAGAUAGUUAUGAUCAGCUUUGUAAACCACACAUCCUGUGAGUGCAAAUCCAAAAGCAACCCAAGCAGGCCACACCACUCCGUCAUCAGGAGGUCCAUAAAGGACAAACUUGCUCGAUGUGCUGGGCCAGACUCAUCCUGCCCUCCUGGUCUGUCCUGGGACCCUGUUGACUGUCAGUGUGUUCCGGAUGACAUGAGCGCAUUUGGAUCCCUGAGCGAGGCUCUGGCAGACUUUUGCGGACCUCGAAUGAGGUUUGAUGAGGAGAGCUGUCGGUGCCUGUGCUGGAACGGGCUGACCCAGUCGAGCUGCGGAGCCAGGCGGAGGCUGGACGAGGCCUCAUGCAAGUGCGUCUGUGGUGAGGAUUCAGGCCCCGAGUCCUGCCGGCCUGAUCAGAGCUGGGAUGAGAAGCAGUGCGGCUGUGUCUGCCGGGAGAGCUGUCCAAGCAGACAGCCCCUGAACUCAGUUACCUGCCAGUGCGAGUGCAAAGAGAGCGACGCCACCUGUCUGCUUCUGGGGAAGAAAUUCAACCCCAACACCUGCAGCUGUUACCGGCUGCCCUGUAGGACUCAGAACAGGAGAUGUGCAUCUGGAUUUUAUUUCAGCCACUAUGUCUGUCACUGCAUACCGAACUACAUGAGAUCUUAUGAACUGGCAUCUGCACAGAGAAAUCCUGUUUAGCACUUCAGAAGAAAACAAACAGAAAAAGGUCAAGACGACACGUGCAAUUGGUGAAAACAAGAACCACACAGUGAACUAUGCUGUGGGUCGCAGUAGUUCACUACAGCAACGUAUUAUCUCAAGAGAAGGAUGAACAGAAGGGCACUGUAAGGUGUGAAUUACUAUGCUUUACAAUCUGAAGCAUAAAACGUGAAACUAUCAACUAUGCAAAAUCAUUGGAUUUAUUGCAAUGUAUGCACUUCGGAACCAGUGAACUAAAGGUCGUAGUUAUUAUGUAUCAAACAAAAGAUAAAUAAUUCGCCUUCAGCAGCUAUUCUUUAAUAUACAAAAUGGCAUAUGCUUAUGGCUGUUUCACCAGUUUGUGUUCGCUAAUCAUACAUUCCCAUGUCUACCAGUACAUAUUCUGUAUAUAUAUAUAUAUAUAUAUAUAGAGUAUUAUUUAUUUAUUUUUAAUUUUUUUUUUGCUAGGCCACCCUUGCGGCAUUAGUUAAUAAGUUACUUCCUGGGAUACCCAGCCAAUGGUCCCCUCUUUUAAGGACAGCAUUUAGACCAGAUUGUCCUCCUACUUGAGCAUACCUUAGGAGCUUUUGCUCAGUGUAUGGUGCAGUGAGACUGUAGGUAGUGAGAAAGAAAGGAACUGCUACUGAAAAGUAAAAACCUUGUUUUUUGUAAAUGGCUAAAAACAAUUAUAGGAAGCCUAUAUAGUUUUUUUUUCAUUUAAUUUCAAAGAUUUCAAUAACAAUAAAAACAGCUUUUAUUUUCUGUUAUACUGUAGGUAAUAAUGGGCUGCCAUUGUUUAAAAUGUAAUUUUGUUUUAAAACAAUAAAAGCAACAAAAAAGGUACAGUAUAUAAUUAUUAAACUAUAAUGAUUUUUCUUUAUCAAGUCAUUAUAAAAAUAGCCAAUUACGAUUAAAAAAAAAAAAGGUUAUUCUUUGAGCUGCAGUUUAUCCUGCCUCAGUACCUUAUAGGAAUUGAUAUUGCUGUAAUAAAUCAUUGUAUGUGCUGGUCACAAAAGUGCUAUACAUGCAUUAUUAUAAAAGGUUUUGAUAUUAUGGUAUAUUAACGCAUAUUAUAUAUACUGCAAGGGUUUUGAUCAUUUAUGUUCCUGUAGUUUUGAAUAUAGCACUGAGGAUUUUAUUUCAGAACAAUGGCAUGUUAACAAAACAUUUAAAAAGGAGUGCUUGCCAACAUUAAAAACAAGUCCAAAACCAAAUGACCAGAACAACUUUCAAAAGGGGUACUGAACAAGGCGUGCCUACCUGUUUUUAGUUACCCUUUAUUACCUUACUCUUAUAUGUUUAUAGACCCUCCAAGUUGGUGAAGAAAGUUCAAGUUAUCAAAAAUGGUACCCUUUGGUUUGCUUGUCAAGUGGUAAUGUCAAGUUAAGCAGUGCAAAAUGAUUAUUUGGAUAAGCAGCCACAGGUGAGGGUCAUUUAUGGUGACUGGGCUAAUUUACCAUUCCAAGUGAAACAAUUGAAGAAACAGCUGCUUGGAUUUGUGUAGACUGCUGUUCUCUAAUCGCAUUGGAUCAAUUAAAAUACUAUACUUUAUACAAUAUAUGUAUACAGAUGUUUUACAUGUAUUAUUUACAUAUAUUACGGCUGGACAAUGUCACAUAGAAAUGAUGUACCUGCAUUGCACAGGAAUGUAUAGAAAUCAGAUUUUUUUAUAUGUCAUUUUUCAGUACCUCUCCUCUUGACAGUUGUCUUGGGAAUUAAAAGAACAUAUUUUGUGUGAAAACUGUGAAGUUCAAGAAGAGUAAAUAUAUUUAUUAACUAUUGUAUCAUUGUUUUAUAAAUUGUUAUUGUACAGUAUUGUGAUUUUGCAUUCUAUAUGAAAUAUACUUGUUU
Acipenser ruthenus (sterlet) is the source of this 3418-nucleotide messenger RNA. Its product is annotated as vascular endothelial growth factor C-like. The record is from RefSeq and is a predicted model, not a curated record. Gene Ontology annotation, cellular component: membrane. The transcript has 7 exons. Gene Ontology annotation, biological process: vascular endothelial growth factor signaling pathway; response to hypoxia; positive regulation of protein phosphorylation. Gene Ontology annotation, molecular function: vascular endothelial growth factor receptor 3 binding; growth factor activity; chemoattractant activity. Bases 335 to 1567 code for a protein of 410 amino acids. NCBI's taxonomy places the organism in Eukaryota, Metazoa, Chordata, Actinopteri, Acipenseriformes, Acipenseridae.